AUGAUAUUUAUUUUCUUGUUUAAGGGAGACCUCUUGAAGGAAUUGCCUUCGUUUAACAGGAGUAACUUUUCAAAAUACUGUGCCGAUGCAGGUACCAAAGUUUCGGUAGGUUGAAAAUUAACCCAUUUCAUCUUUGGAUUUGAUAAAAUUAUCCGUCUUAAUUUGGCUCUUUAUCUCUCUUUAUCUCUACUAAGUGUCGCAUCUGAACAUUGAUUUGAUAGGUGCAUAGAAAAUUUUCAGAAAUCAUCACUUUUGCCAACAAAGACACGUUUUAAAACUUAUAUUCCUGGCGUAUAAGAACGUAAUUACUUAAGCUUAACUUCUUUUCCCUGUCCAAGUGCCUUUUAUAACUUGUUAUUUUGUUUAACAUCCGUAUUAUUGGCAGAAACUUAACGUGGAGUAUGUAGAUCGAUUUUUUUCCUCCGGAAUGUUCUUGUGAAUUUUUCUUCUCGAGAUCGUAGGAAGGUUGUCUGUCCAGCUAUCACGUUUGCACAAGAAAUGUGCUUUAUGCAUAAAUUUAACUUAUUAUUCAUUUAAAAUAUUCCCCCGAUUCUGAUUGGCUAAAAGCACACGUAUAAUUCAUCAUAACCAGCUACUGAUGACCAAAUUUGGAAGAAUUUAGCGUUUAAUGAACUGAUGACGUCAAAAAUGCAGCGUUCUUGUUUAUGCACCGUUAACCGAGAAGACCUGGGUACAAGGUUGAGUUGUUUUGGUUGUAAAAACAAAAAAUGGCAGACAUUUCACUCGUUUCAAGAGUAAGACCUAGGCAAAAUAAUAGCUAAAAACAUGGCAAGAACCGUAAGAAGACAACUCGAAGGGUGACAUUGGCUAUUGACUAUUUUCCAAUUGCCCAUAAUACACUCUGUUUGCCCCCCAAAUUUUGCAUAACUUAUUGUCUUAAAAUGCUCUUGGGAAAAUGCAAUACUCCCAGGAGCAUUUAAAAAUAAUGGUUUAUGCAGAAUUUGGGGGGCAAACAGAGUGUAUUAUGGGCAAUUGGAAAAUAGAGAAUUUGGAGAAUAUUUGCGGAGCUGAACAACCCUAAACUUGCACUAUCAAAGAUGAACUUAACAUCGAUGGAGGUAAGCAUGUUUUAGCUAUGUUUUUAAACUAGGAGUUAUUUUGAAUGAGUGAUAAAACAAUUAUUGAAUUCGUCUUUCGUAUCAUAUGAAAAAUUAUUGAGAUCUUGGAGGGUGUUAUCCGCCUUGGGCUACGGCCUUGAUGGAUAACACCCUCCUCAAUUUCCAUAAUUCUUCAUAAGAUACUCAGCCUCAUUCAUUAAUUGUUAAUUAAUUUGCUUUUUUUUGUGUGUUGGCAGAAUCGCAGACCAGUCGUCUAUCUGCCAACAAAAGAUGACGGAACAUCUGAACAAGGUAAUUAUUCAGUAUAAAUAAUAAGAUUUUUUUAUGUUACAAAAAGCUCAAAUUUAUACUGUAAGUAAUCCAGACAAACAGGCUUAGUUUAAGCAAAAGAAAACUUUGUGUUUGCAUAUCCUGGUAUAAACACAAGAGGGUGUUGGAAGAAUUCGCUAUGCAAACACAAGAGGAAGUCCACGGCUUGCAGAACUUUCAAGAGUAACCCCUUAAUUGUUUACAUCAGUCUAUGCAAAAACAGCAAAAAAUUUUCUAUUGCUUUUACAAAGUAACUUUCCCAGGAAAAAGAAGCAAAACUCUUUGUUACAAAUAACAUGAUGAUAGCCUGCGUGGCAGACAUUGAAAGGGGUUAAGGAUCAGGAGGAAGGAAAAAGGGAGGCCCGCUAUAACAACCCCCUUUUAGUUUAUUUCUGCGGCUGCUGGCCACUGAAAAUUUCUGAUUGGCUGAGCUAUAAAUAUGAGUAUCUUAAUUGUCAUGAAGUAAAUGAGAAUCAACCUUGAUACAGGUAUCAAAGGAAACAUGAUCUACUGACCUAAGCACAGGUAUAUAACCCCAAAAUGUCUUAAUUCUCCUUAUCUGCUUAGAACCAUGCCGGGGGUUUUUAUACAGCCAAUCAGAACCUUGGAAUUUUUUGCUCAAAUAUGGAAUCAAAGAAUUAGAUGCAUCUCUGUCUCUGUUCUUCAGUUGCCAUGCUUCUCAAUCCUCUCAAUAGGACAAUUACACGAUGAUGAUAUUUGACUGCAACUACCAGAAUUCAUUUUGGUUUUGCUUUGUUAUUUAAAUUUGUCAAUCCCGCUGAGGAUUAAAGAACAACGGCCUUAAUUUGCACAAGAAAACAACAAACUUGUGGAUUCUGUUGGUUGUAGUAAAAGGACGUCAUCGUGCAAUUGUCCUAUUAUUAUAUCCAUAACUCAAUAGUACACUCUGAUGUUUAAUUGACAAAGAAAUGUUCCAUAACAUAGUUGCCGUUUUUGUUCAGAGGAAGUCAAUCUUGGCCAUUUUGAGGGGGAUGGUGUUUUGAUUUUGGUGGAAUUUGGCCUCACGAAUCUGUAACUCCCUUUUCCAGCACAUUGUUUACGUUGUGAUACAUGGAAAAGUGAAAAGUGCUUGGUCACGUAGUGACAGUUGACUUGACAUUUGGGAACCUGGUGGGCAGCAUGCAAAAACACAAGUUCUUGUGGCGGGAACUCCCUCUCCCUUUUGCCUUUUGCACUUUUCUCCCCCUCCCCUUAAUUAUGCCUGCCAAUCAAGCUACCAUAUUCCCUUGAAUAAUAGCUGUCCCUCGAUUAAUUGCCUCCUCAAAUAAUCACCACCCUCAGACGGAAAUAUUUAAAAUAAUUGCCUCCCUCAAAUAAUCAGCCCCCCCUCCCAACCCAUCUCGCCUGUUGACUUGAAGUAGAGUCUGAUCCAACAGAAUUGAUCAGUGAUGAUUUAAGCUCUAACGCCGAGGAUAUUGCCAUUGACAAUUAAUCAUGGAACCAAAUUUGGAACUCUUAAAAAGCCCAUGUUCAGUAUAUUUGAUGUGUCAUUUUUGAUGUGAUGAUAAAACAAACAUUUAGGGUACAACUUCCAGUGACCAAUAUUUGAAAUAAUUGCCUCCCUCGAAAAAUAGCCUUCCCUCAAAUAAUUGCCCCCUUUAUGAGUGAAAAAAAUAUUAAUCACUUCCAGCUAUUAUUCGAGGAAAUAUGAUUUAUUUUAAAAAUAAAUUCUAGUCUAAAAAGGUCUCAGACUUUUUUAGUAUUGUAGCUUUAGACUGUACUGCAUAGUCUUCAUCAGGUUCUGACUCAGAUUCAGACUUUUUCAAAUUUAAAUUUCAUUUUACUUGGUAAUGAAUGAGCAUUGUUCAUGAAAAGAUAUAUUGAUCUAGUUGUUUACCUUCUCUAUUGUAGCUAUUGUUACUGACAAAGGAAAUAUUUUGUUAAGAUACCUUCAUCAGCAGUGGGAGGUAAAGGUAAGCAAAUGUCUCAGGGCAGAACUUACCAUUCCUAUAGCAGGUUAAUAGUGUUCAAGGAGGGGCAGGGGAGCUUGAAACAAAGUUGCUUCUCCCCAAGGUCCAAACCCUUACCCUUAAUACUUCAACAAAAUUUAACUCUUUUAUAUCCCCUCAAAAGGUAUCAGAGAAGAUAAAUGUUGAUUAACAUCCAAGUCAUUUUAUUUAACUCAUUAUUCUUGUGAAUUAUCUCUAUAGUCACAUACUUCAUUGGUUCAGCCAUCAAGAAACUUUAAAGACCCCUUAGUUAUAUCUAACUCUUUUCUAUUUCUCCAAGUACUCCUACAUUGUAGCUCGUGACAUGUAACUAAACACAAUGAAGUAACUCAGCCAACACAGUCAUCUAUUGUGUGUUGAAAAUGUGACCAGUCCAACACAAUAACCCAAAAUGGUUAAUAUUUAAGCUCUGAGGAGGACAGCAUAAAACAAAAAGACCUCUAUAACUAUAAGAAUAAGUUAUACUACAACCUAGAAUGUUAAUGUUAUUAUUGUUACACUACAACACCCCAAAUGAUUAAUUUUAUAAGAAAUGUUUCAUUGAUCAGUUCAGAGCAGUUGGUUUAGUUUUAUUCCAUGUAAUGUACUGAUACUUUAAUUUCCAUUUAUUGCCAGAACACACAGUCAGGUAAAAAGCGUGACGUUGGAAGUGUGGAUCUCCCAGAGUCCGCAGAGCCAUCAAGAAAAGCAAAACGCCUUGAUCAUGAAGAUUAUAGCCCACCAGAUUAA
Molecule: messenger RNA, 4087 nt
Organism: Porites evermanni
Lineage: Eukaryota; Metazoa; Cnidaria; Anthozoa; Scleractinia; Poritidae
Source: the annotation of a GenBank genome assembly